CAGACAACCAUUCAGUAAGCAAACCAUAUGCCAAAAUAAUUCACCACGACCGAAUAAACAAUUCUAAUCAUCGCAACCUAUUUAGAAAUGUCGUCGAAAGGAAAGAAGCCCGCUACCAAGUCGGCCAUCGAGCAGGUCGUGUCCCGCGAGUACACCAUCCACCUCCACAAGCGUCUGCAUGGUGUUACCUUCAAGAAGCGCGCUCCCCGUGCUAUCAAGGAGAUCAAGGCAUUCGCGGAGAAGGCUAUGCAAACCUCCGAUGUCCGUCUCGACCCUCAACUGAACAAGAAGGUGUGGGAGCAGGGUGUCAAGGGUGUCCCUUACCGACUACGCAUCCGAAUUAGCCGACGACGAAACGACGAGGAGGAUGCGAAGGAGAAGCUCUACAGCUACGUCCAAGCCGUUAACGUUAAGAACCCCAAGGGUCUCGUGACGGUGGUCGUUGAGGAGUAAGGGAAAGCAAUGCAAAGGAAAAAGCAAUGUUUCGUUGAGAUACCGGCUGGGUUCGAGAAGGGCAUGGUUUCGGAGUUCCUUCUGGCUUCAUUACAUUAAGAUUCACUGAUUGAUGAAUCAAGAACCGUGAACAACACUUUUCUUAUUUGUUCACCCCAU
Messenger RNA from Annulohypoxylon maeteangense, 612 nucleotides. Its product is annotated as ribosomal protein L31e. Gene Ontology annotation, biological process: cytoplasmic translation. The transcript has 3 exons. The coding region runs from base 88 to 453 and encodes 121 amino acids. Gene Ontology annotation, molecular function: structural constituent of ribosome. NCBI's taxonomy places the organism in Eukaryota, Fungi, Ascomycota, Sordariomycetes, Xylariales, Hypoxylaceae. The record is from RefSeq and is a predicted model, not a curated record. Gene Ontology annotation, cellular component: ribosome; cytosolic large ribosomal subunit.